CUUGCUGCUGAGGUCACGUCCAAAAAAGUUAAGUUUGUCUCACGGUGCCAGGAACAGACUCUGGCUCUAUACAAAGUCUACCAAGUGAGCAAGUGAGCAGUACCUGACUGUCUACCAGGGCUACUUCUGCAUGGCCUCGAGCAACAAGUCAUGGCCAGAGGUACUCGCUGAAAUAGUAAAGCUCACCAAAGAAAACCCAAAGCUGCUUUCCCAAGUGCGAGAGCUACGUGCCACGCAAGACCUGAAUGAACGCGCAUGGGCAGCAGCGCGUGCCAAGAUCCAGCAGGAUUUUGUUAAGAAGCGAGAAGCCAAUACAGUCAUCCGUGCUGUCGGUGGAUCAGCUGAUGACGCGCUCAUUGAUGCAGAAGAGAAAGCCACGCUCAGAAAGUAUGAUGAAAAGCUCAUCGUUGCCUUUAAGCAGAUGCUCGCAGCGCAGCAGCAAGCGCUCAUAGGACUCGGUUUGCCGAUGCCCAGUGAUCAUGAAGACAUGCACAAAGUUGGACAAUUACUAGACACACUGCUCGGCACGGAUGAUUGAACUCUGCUCUAUGAAUGGCUCGUGACGUACUCACGGUAGUCGACACCCUGCAAGCAGACGUGAAAGUGUUCAAGAGCCCCAAUGCUCUUGAGACUGGGCGGAUUGAAAAAG
Molecule: messenger RNA, 649 nt
Organism: Protomyces lactucae-debilis
Lineage: Eukaryota; Fungi; Ascomycota; Taphrinomycetes; Taphrinales; Protomycetaceae
Exons: 1
Coding region: 131-538 (135 amino acids)
Source: RefSeq, a predicted model, not a curated record